AUGUUCCAAGCUGUCACCUUCCCAGUGGCUCUGGUCUUCAUCCUGCAGAUCAGCUCGUCGCUUGGUAAGGUCGUUAAUAUUCACAUCUCUUGUGAUACAGGAAGGGGCAGCAAAAUCUGUGGAAGUCCUGGCGACAUUUUAAAUGGAUGGGCCAACGUGUCAAGCAAUGUGUUUGGUGGCAAGGUGACCUUUCACUGUAAUACGGGGUACUUGAUGGUGGGCAGGGCGCUCCGUCUGUGUGAAGCGCAGGGUUGGUCAGGCCAAGUGCCAAACUGUAAUGCUGUGAAGUGUGUUGCACCUCCAGCGAUCGAGAGAGGGAGUGUGUCCGACCUGUUUGAAGGAGACUUUUGGGAAUACGGAAUGGUGGCCGCAUACUCCUGCCAUUCUCCCUACACCUUGAUCGGGGAAAAGGAGAUUGCCUGUUCAGCCUCCGGAAACUGGAGCCACCCUCCACCCAUGUGCAAAGUCGUUAAAUGCUACUCACCAGAGAUUCCCGCAAACAGCAAAGUCUCAUCAGGAUAUGGAUUCAAUUUCAAGUACGGUCAGACAAUAAGCUACACAUGUGAGGUCGGCUUUGAGUUGAUCGGCAGCAGAAUGAUCGAGUGUUCUGAAGACAACCAGUUUCAUCCAGCUCCGCCAAUCUGCAACUUAACUGGAUGCUACCGGCCGCACGACAUUGAUCAUGGAUGGAUCGAGAAUAAGCAGUCCAUUUAUGCACAACAUGCAGCGGUCAAGUACAUUUGCCAGAGGGGCUACAAACUGACCGGCAGUGAAACCAUUUUGUGUACGGGGAAGGACAAGUUCGAUGCUCCUGUCCCCACUUGCCAGUUUAUUUCUUGUGACAGACCCACCAGUGUCUACAAUGGGAGAUUUACACCAGAUAAAGAUUGGUACAACUACGGAGAUGAAGUCACGUUCAGCUGUGAAACUGGAUAUAGGAUGGUCGGCAGGGACAGCAGUCGGUGCGGUGAGGAUGGGACAUUCCACCCACCUUCCUCCAGGUGUGAGACAGUUUCUUGUGACAGACCCGGCAGUGUCUACAAGGGGAGAUUUACACCAGAUAAACAUAGGUACAUCUACGGAGAUGAAGUCACGUUCAGCUGUAACACUGGAUAUAAGGUGGUCGGCAGGGACAGGAGUCGGUGCAAUCAGGAUGGGAUAUUCCACCCACCUCCCCCCAGGUGUGAGACAGUUACUUGUUACCCACCCAGGAUUGUCUACAAUCGGAUAUUUACACCAGAUAAACAUAGGUACAUCUACGGAGAUGAAGUCACGUUCAGCUGUAACACUGGAUAUAGGAUGGUCGGCAGGGACAGCAGUCGGUGCAAUCAGGAUGGGAUAUUCCACCCACCUUCCCCCAGGUGUGAGACAGUUUUUUGUAACAGACCCAGCAGUUUCUACAAUGGGAGAUUUACACCAGAUAAACAUUGGUACGAAUACGAAGAUGAAGUCACGUUCAGCUGUAACACUGGAUAUAGGAUGGUCGGCAGGGACAGCAGUCGGUGCGGUGAGGAUGGGAUAUUCCACCCACCUCCCCCCAGGUGUGAGACAGUUUCUUGUAACAGACCCAGCAGUGUCUACAAGGGGAGAUUUACACCAGAUAAACCUUGGUACGACUAUGAAGAUGAAGUCACGUUCAGCUGUGAAACUGGAUAUAGGGUGGCCGGCAGGGACAGCAGUCGGUGCAAUCAGGAUGGGAAAUUCCACCCACCUUCCCCCUGGUGUGAGAAAGUUUUUUGUAACAGACCCAGCAGUGUCGACAAGGGGAGUUUUACACCAGAUAAACCUUGGUACAACUACAGAGAUGAAGUCACGUUCAGCUGUGAAACUGGAUAUAAGGUGGUCGGCAGGGACAGCAGUCGGUGCGGUGAGGAUGGGACAUUCCACCCACCUUCCCCCAGGUGUGAGACAGUUCCUUGUUACAGACCCAGCAGUUCCAACGAGAGGUGGUUUACACCAGUUAAACGUUGGUACAUCUACGGAGAUGAAGUCACGUUCAGCUGUAACACUGGAUAUAGGAUGGUCGGCAGGGACAGCAGUCGGUGCGGUGAGGAUGGGACAUUCCACCCACCUCCCCCCAGGUGUGAGACAGAAUCCUAUCCAAAGGAAAUACUCACAAUCCAGGAUCUGAUGAAGGUGAUCCUACCAAAGGCCGGUGACAUCAUGGAGGAGAUGAAGUCCAUCAUCAAACUGGAACAUCAACUCCUCCAGAAGGAAGAGAACAUCACCGCAAACUUCCGAGAGAUUUUCCAACUCAUUGAACAAUUUGUUAACAGCACGAGCAUCACUUACUAACUCUAGCUUUACACUUGUUAUUGUUUUUCUGCAAACUUCCUCUUCAUUACAAUCCCCCUGAUCAAUUCUAGAAGCUUCUGAAGUCUGAUAUUCUAAUCUUCUGAAAUAAAGUUGGACAUGAGAGGGUU
This is a messenger RNA of Amblyraja radiata (thorny skate), 2423 nucleotides long. Its product is annotated as complement receptor type 2-like. The transcript has 14 exons. The coding region runs from base 1 to 2295 and encodes 764 amino acids. NCBI's taxonomy places the organism in Eukaryota, Metazoa, Chordata, Chondrichthyes, Rajiformes, Rajidae. The record is from RefSeq and is a predicted model, not a curated record.